UAAAAAUCAUAAAGAAUCGAUAAUCAUGUCACAGAAGUGGAGAGCUCUGCUGCUUCUGCUGCAGCUGCUUGGCAAUUUGGAUUCGGGUCAGGCGAUUUGGUUUCCCUGGUACUUCCAGCGCUACGGAUUAAUCCCGCACUUGUUUCGCCAUGGCGGGGGUCAGAAAAACAAGAGCCAGUCGGGUUCCACCUGUCCCCCUGGCUACGAGCCCAAGUCCUUGGCCUCCAGGAUGGCCGGAAAGAUUGCUGGCUGUGAACAAUCUACAGGGUCGAGUGAAGGUGGAUCACAACGCUUCUGUGAUGACAAUCCCGUGCUGAUGCAGUUGGCCCGCCUCUACGUGGUGAGUCCCGAGCGGAUUGUCCUGCUGCUGGCGCAGCCCUCACUCACCGACUCCUGUGCCGAGAUCACCGAUGUCCUUGGCAACAUACACAGCUCCAUGCGCAACUGCGUCCUGGCGCCGGAUAAUAUCUAUGGCAGAUUGGCGGACGGACUGAGCUACUUCCGGGCGGAGGUGUGUGAGGGGGGUGAUGGGAGCAACCGGAAGCGGUGCACAGGACUGCAGGAGUCGCACAACUGCAUUAGGGAACUCCGCACGGACAUGAUCGAGUGCGAGGCUCCGGCGGAUUGGUACGAACGGCGGAAUGCCACCAAGGUGUGCCACAUCUUCAACGAUGUCCUGGACUGCUACUACACCAGGGCUGCCUUGUUGUGCGGCCUCGAGGUCGCCAGGCAACUGCGGUCCUUCGCCGGCGACAGCAUGGGCAGGGCCAUGAUCCACCAGUGCGAGGUCAAGAAAAGGUUGCCGAGGGUGGACAAUGCCAUGCCCAUUCACGAGGCCAGCGGAGUUGACCCAAUGUCUCCACUAUACAAUUAUUUUAUUUUGCUAAAUAUUUGUAUUGGGUUAGCAAGCUUUCAAUAUAUAUUUUGGUUAUAA
Drosophila rhopaloa is the source of this 934-nucleotide messenger RNA. RefSeq lists its product as uncharacterized. The transcript has a single exon. The coding region runs from base 26 to 934 and encodes 302 amino acids. NCBI's taxonomy places the organism in Eukaryota, Metazoa, Arthropoda, Insecta, Diptera, Drosophilidae. The record is from RefSeq and is a predicted model, not a curated record.